CCGGCGCUCUGCUCGUGCGGUCAUGGAGGCGUCCGCCGCUGGCCUGCUGCUGCUCCUGUGGCUCGGGGCCUGGGCCCCGGUGCCCGGCAGCGCCUCCUCCGAGGCUCCGCCGCUGGUCAACGAGGACGUGAAGCGUAUGGUGGACCUGAGCAGCCACCUGGCCAAGGUGACGGCCGAGGUGGUCCUGGCGUACCCGGGCGGCGGCUCCACGUCGAGAGCCACCUCCUUCCUGCUGGCGCUGGAGCCCGAACUCGAGGCGCGGCUGGCGCACCUCAGCGUGCAGGUGAGGGGAGAAGAUGAGGAAGAGAACAAUCUGGAAGUACGAGAAACCAAAAUUAAGGGGAAAAGUGGGAGAUUCUUCACAGUCAAGCUCCCAGUUGCUCUUGAUCCUGGGACCAAGAUCUCAGUUGUUGUGGAAACUGUCUACACCCAUGUGCUUCAGCCAUAUCCAACCCAGAUCACCCAGUCAGAGAAACAGUUUGUGGUCUUUGAGGGCAACCAUUAUUUUUACUCUCCCUAUCCAACGAAGACCGAGACUAUGCAUGUGAAACUUGCCUCCCGAAAUGUGGAGAGCUACACAAAGCUGGGGAACCCCACACGUUCUGAAGACAUCUUGGAUUAUGGGCCGUUCAAAGAUGUCCCUGCCUAUAGUCAGGAUACUUUCAGAGUACACUAUGAGAAUAAUAGCCCUUUCCUGACCAUCACCAGCAUGACCCGCGUCAUCGAGGUCUCCCACUGGGGCAAUAUCGCUGUGGAGGAAAACGUGGACCUGAAGCACACGGGUGCUGUGCUGAAAGGGCCUUUCUCCCGCUAUGAUUACCAGAGACAGCCGGACAGUGGGAUAUCCUCCAUCCGUUCUUUCAAGACCAUCCUCCCUGCUGCUGCCCAGGAUGUGUACUACCGGGAUGAAAUUGGCAACGUCUCCACCAGCCACCUCCUUAUUCUGGAUGACUCUGUGGAGAUGGAAAUCCGGCCUCGCUUUCCUCUCUUUGGCGGUUGGAAGACACACUACAUUGUUGGCUACAACCUCCCAAGCUACGAAUACCUCUAUAAUUUGGGUGACCAGUAUGCACUGAAGAUGCGGUUUGUGGACCACGUGUUUGAUGAGCAGGUGAUAGACUCUCUGACAGUGAAGAUCAUCCUUCCUGAGGGUGCCAAGAACAUCCAGGUCGACAGUCCCUAUGACAUUAGCCGAGCCCCAGAUGAGCUGCACUACACCUACCUGGACACGUUUGGCCGACCUGUGAUUGUCGCCUACAAGAGAAACCUGGUUGAGCAGCACAUUCAGGACAUUGUGGUGCACUACACCUUCAACAAGGUGCUCAUGCUGCAGGAGCCCCUGCUGGUGGUGGCUGCCUUCUACAUCCUGUUUUUCACCGUUAUCAUCUAUGUUCGCCUGGACUUUUCCAUCACCAAGGAUCCAGCUGCAGAAGCCAGGAUGAAGGUGGCCUGCAUCACAGAGCAGGUCUUGACCCUGGUCAACAAGAGGCUAGGCCUCUACCGACACUUUGACGAGACUGUCAAUAGGUACAAACAGUCUCGGGACAUCUCCACCCUCAACAGCGGCAAGAAGAGUUUGGAGACAGAGCACAAGGCUGUAACCAGUGAAAUUGCAGGGCUGCAGUCCAGGCUGAAGACGGAGGGCUCUGAUCUGUGUGAUAGAGUGAGUGAAAUGCAGAAGCUGGACGCACAGGUUAAGGAGCUGGUGCUGAAGUCGGCUGUGGAAGCUGAGCGGCUGGUGGCUGGCAAGCUCAAGAAGGACACGUACAUCGAGAACGAAAAGCUCAUCUCAGGAAAGCGCCAAGAGUUGGUCACCAAGAUCGACCACAUCCUGGAUGCUCUGUAGCCCAGGGUGUUUACAUUUGCAGAUGGCAUGGAUGGGGUAGAGGGUGCUUGAGCCAGGAUGGCACUUGCAAAAGGCCUCACAGAAGAGAAGGCCCUGCCUUAGGCAAUGCGGGAAGCUUGUCCCUUAUGUUUUAAUUUUUUUUGAAAACCUGUAGAAAAUUUUCAUUAAAAACAAUACAUCACGGCUGGA
Messenger RNA from Jaculus jaculus (lesser Egyptian jerboa), 2035 nucleotides. RefSeq names its product ribophorin I (gene Rpn1). Gene Ontology annotation, cellular component: membrane; oligosaccharyltransferase complex. The coding region runs from base 23 to 1846 and encodes 607 amino acids. The transcript is spliced from 10 exons. Lineage: Eukaryota; Metazoa; Chordata; Mammalia; Rodentia; Dipodidae. The record is from RefSeq and is a predicted model, not a curated record.